Gymnogyps californianus (California condor) is the source of this 2355-nucleotide messenger RNA. RefSeq names its product family with sequence similarity 110 member B (gene FAM110B). The record is from RefSeq and is a predicted model, not a curated record. Bases 109 to 1221 code for a protein of 370 amino acids. Lineage: Eukaryota; Metazoa; Chordata; Aves; Accipitriformes; Cathartidae. The transcript has a single exon.
CAGGAUUCAUCGGCUAUUCAUUGUGCUUAAUGUACAUGUUUCUGCACCGUGCAUUUAGGAGAUCCCAGAGAAGAAUCCAAAACGGCUGCGGGGGAAAGACCACCAAACAUGCCUACAGAAACACUACCGACAGGUAGCAUGGUGAAGCCGGUCAGCCCUGCCGUGACUUUCACGUCCGCCGUUCCUCUCCGCAUCCUGAACAAAGGACCCGACUAUUUUCGCAGGCAGGCGGAGCCUAAUCCAAAAAGACUGAGCGCGGUGGAGAGGCUAGAAGCCGACAAGGCGAAAUACGUCAAGAGCCAGGAGGUCAUCAACGCCAAGCAGGAGCCUGUGAAGCCGGCGGUGCUGGCGAAGCCGCCGGUCUGUCCCGCAGCCAAGCGAGCACUGGGGAGCCCCACCUUGAAAGUCUUCAGCAACAAUGCAAAGACCGAGAGCGGCGUCCAGAGAGAAAAUCUGAAACUCGAGAUCUUGAAGAACAUCAUCAACAGCUCCGAAGGCUCCAGCUCGGGUUCAGGGCAUAAGCACGGUCCCCGAAACUGGCCGCCCCACAGAGCUGAUUCGACGGAGCUGAACCGACACUCGUUCGCCGAAUCUUUGAAGGUUUACCCCACGCAGGGCCGUAGCAGCCCACAGGAGAGCAGCUCCAACGUCAGCAGAAGGCUCCUAGAUCAGUCGGCAGAGACUUUCUUGCAUGUCUCUCACAGCUCCUCAGACAUUAGGAAAGUAACUAGUGCAAAGCCCUUAAAAGCAAUACCCUGCAGUAGUUCAGCCCCACCUCUGCCUCCAAAGCCCAAAAUCGCUGCCAUCGCCACCCUGAAAUCCCCAGAGAUUGAGGCAGUCGAGUCUGGAUGCGGAGUUAGUAGAAGACCCUCCCUACAGCGAUCAAAAUCAGACUUAAGCGACAGAUACUUUCGUGUCGACGCAGAUGUUGAACGAUUCUUUAACUACUGCGGACUGGAUCCUGAAGAGCUUGAAAACCUCGGGAUGGAAAACUUUGCAAGGGCUAACUCUGAUAUUAUAUCCCUCAACUUUCGCAGUGCAAGCAUGAUUAGCUCAGACUGUGAACAGUCUCAGGACAGCAACAGUGACCUUAGAAACGAUGACAGUGCCAAUGACCGUGUGCCAUACGGCAUUUCUGCCAUUGAAAGGAAUGCCAGAAUCAUCAAGUGGUUAUAUAGCAUCAAGCAAGCUAGAGAGUCACAGAAAGUGUCCCAUGUGUGAGAGAAAAAUCCACCGUAGAAAAAGCAAGGACUGUAUCUUUGUCUGUGAAUAUUCAGUUGUGAAGGGUUGUGAAGUCUACUUGAAGUCUUGUACACUUCUCAAAUCUCUUUGUGUUGCUUGUUGUGCAAUGUUUCCAAGUUGCAUGCCUGUCAACAUGUGAGCUGACCUGGCUUCCACUUGAACAAUAACCAACUACAAAGCCUGGCUGAGCAUACACAUUAUCUGCCAAAAGUUUAAGACAAGAAUCUAAUUAGGGCUUCAGUAUAAUCAAAGUGUUUACAUGGAAAGGUUAUAUGACUUCUUUGGUAUUUAUGUGGUUACUUGUGGAUUUUAUAUAUGUCACUUUUUGUCUUAAUACAGAUAUUGUCAACUGACGUUACUAGUUUCUAAGUUGAAACAGAAUCCCUUUGGGGGGAAGAAAAGCAAAAUUGGCCAAAAUAAGAGGUUUAGGCAUAUGACGAUAGGCAAAGCAGCCUUAUCUCUUGUAGAAAGUGCAUUAUUGGCACAUGUAAAACUGUUUCUAAAAGGCAAAGAAGGCUACUUUCUUAAAUUAUAUAUUGUUGUUAAACUAUAUAUCCCUACUUGUAGUAUGGGACUGUUCAGUAAAGGUUUCUUUUUUCUAGGUAAGCUCCCUCAGUUUUACAGCAGAAGUAGUCUAGUGAAUCUGCUUGACCUCUCAUAAACUAAAUGAGUCUUGCAUUUGGGUUGGUGUAAGCAUUUUAAUGAUUUUGUAUUAUCCCUGUUGGAAAAGCUUAAAGAAGGUUGGAAUCAACAGAUGAAAAUGGCGUAGGUGUGGGAUUUUGUGGGUUUGGCUUUUACUCAAAGAUUCCUGGUCUUAAACUUUUGACAGGAAUGAUUAGAUCCUAUAGCUGAUACUGAAUGCCUUUAUUAGUCAAACACAUCAUGACUACAAACUCCAUGCUGUCUUUUAAUUUCUUGUAGACCUAUUUGAACAGUUAAUGAACAAAAAUGGAAACACACAGCCAUAUCAAUAUAACGCCUCCUAUUCAGAAGUAAAUACACUCAGUAGCUGAAAUAUAUCUGAAAAAUUGUGAUUAUGUUGUCUUGCAUAUGUUAUAUCUAAGGCUGUGAAAGUUUGUUACAGCUCUAGGAAAGUGUAGAAACAUGACAGUA